Molecule: messenger RNA, 441 nt
Organism: Serinus canaria (Common canary)
Lineage: Eukaryota; Metazoa; Chordata; Aves; Passeriformes; Fringillidae
Product: guanine nucleotide-binding protein G(o) subunit alpha-like
Exons: 3
Coding region: 1-348 (115 amino acids)
Biological process (GO): G protein-coupled dopamine receptor signaling pathway; adenylate cyclase-modulating G protein-coupled receptor signaling pathway
Cellular component (GO): heterotrimeric G-protein complex
Molecular function (GO): corticotropin-releasing hormone receptor 1 binding; G protein-coupled serotonin receptor binding; G-protein beta/gamma-subunit complex binding
Source: RefSeq, a predicted model, not a curated record
AUGCAGAACCGCAUGCACGAAUCUCUCAUGCUCUUCGACUCCAUCUGUAACAACAAAUUCUUCAUCGAUACCUCCAUCAUUCUCUUCCUCAACAAGAAAGACCUAUUUGCUGAGAAGAUCAAGAAGUCACCUCUGACCAUCUGCUUCCCUGAGUAUACAGGUCCCAACACCUACGAGGAUGCGGCCGCCUACAUCCAAGCACAAUUCGAGAGCAAAAACCGCUCCCCCAACAAGGAGAUUUACUGCCACAUGACGUGUGCCACAGACACGAACAACAUCCAGGUGGUUUUUGACGCCGUCACCGACAUCAUCAUUGCCAACAACCUGCGGGGCUGCGGCUUGUACUGACCCCGCGCGGCGCUCAGCGACUGCUUGGGUGGCGAUCCCGGCGCCAGGAGAGAAAAGAAACAUAACGGAAAAAAAAAAAAAAAAAAAACAACC